Xylaria bambusicola is the source of this 1428-nucleotide messenger RNA. Its product is annotated as ribosomal protein YmL35. The transcript is spliced from 2 exons. Lineage: Eukaryota; Fungi; Ascomycota; Sordariomycetes; Xylariales; Xylariaceae. Bases 1 to 1428 code for a protein of 475 amino acids. The record is from RefSeq and is a predicted model, not a curated record.
AUGUCGGGCUGCCAGAGGGUCGCGAGACCCCUCAUACAGUCAAUCCACCACCCGCAGGGCCUGUUAUUGCAGACAUCGACAUCCUUCGCCCGCUCCUUUGCGAGAACAUCAAGCCGGCAAGAUGAACCACCGCCAACCUCAACAACGACCGCCACAACACCUGCUCCCAGCUCGUCGUCAAAGCCGAUAGCUCAAUCCGAUGCUGCCGAUGCUGCUACUGCCUCCGAGGCUGCUAAGCUCCGUAUGAGGGAGCGUCUGAUGGACCCGAACACAACCACCGCACACUGGGCCGAGCGGAAGCUGAUGCGGGCCGGAACCCCUCCCGUCGGAUCGCGACGUCGACGUGCUGCCUUGCGCUCUUCAGAAAAUGUACCCUUCGAACAGCUACCCUACCAAUGUUUUCAGGAGGCUCGUAAAAUCUUACAGGAGGACCGAUCGGAGAAGCUAGAGGCCCUCGCUAAGGAAUUGGCCAAGAUCAAGCGCCUCCAGGAGACACCCGCCGAUCAAGUCCCUGGUGGCCAGCAUAAGAAAGACGUACGUCUUAAGAGUUUGAGGAAAUAUGUCGAGGAACUCAAGAUUUUAGUUGAUAUCAAUGAUCCCAUUGUGAAACGCCGAUUUGAAGACGGGUUUGGCGAUAUGACCAAGCCCAUCUAUCGGCACUUAGCCGAGAAAAAAUGGCGUGGUAUGCCCUACCGCGUCAUCAAUCAGCGUAUAGAAACAUUAAAGAUCGUCCCUGAUGCUCUGCCCAAACUCGAUCCUGUUGCCGACGUGCAGCUCUACUUCCGUCGGAAGAAGGUCGAGCCCGGUGAAAUUCUGGACUCGAGGGUGACAGAAGUGCCGCCACGUCUGAAAGUACAGGUUUUCAACGCAGGUGAACGCCUCGUGUCGGUUGCUGUAGUGGACUUGGAUGUUCCUAACGCCGAAACCGACUCAUUCGAGCGCCGUUGUCACUUCCUCGCAGCCAACAUACCCAUUGCCCCUGAUAAGCCUUCUCUGCCCCUUAGCAAGUUGAGCAAGGAGACUCAGCUGGCCGUCCCGUGGCUGCCUGCUUUCUCCCAAAUGGGCGCGCCCUACCAUCGGCUGGCUGUAUUCGUUUUGGAGCAGGAAGACGGUGCCACGUUAGACAUUGGAAAACUGCGCGAGCUCUAUAGCGGCCGCGACGGAUUCAGUCUAAAGAGCUUCCGGGACAAAUUCCCUUUGACGACCGUCGGUCUCAACAUUUUCCGAACCGUAUGGGAUGAGGGUACUGCGGGCGUCAUGGAACGCGCUGGCGUACCAGGCGCCGAUAUCCAAUUCAAGCACAAGCGCGUCUACUCGCUCAAGGGACCCAAGAAGGCCCGUGGUUGGGAGGCCAAGAGGUCCAAGCCCAAGUACAAGAGCUUGUGGAAGUACAGCACGAGGAUUCACGGCUUGAACAGACGCCGCUAA